UCCCGCCCUCUCCUGCGCUCGGCGCGCCGGGGGAGGCUGCAGAGUUGGGCGUGUGCCGCGGAGUUUUCGGAGCGCGUUGGGGAUCGCGUUCGGAGGCAGCGGCGGGGCCGGGAGCGGGGCCGGGAGCGGGGCAUGGCCGAGCAGCCCGGGGCGCCCGGCCCGCGGCUCCAGCGCGGCGCUGCUGCGGGCGAGGCGCGGCGCUGAGGGACCCCCGAACCCCCGGGACCCCCGAACCCCCCGGGGCCCCCGGAGCCGCCGGCAUGGCCCGCUGGAUCCCCACCAAGCGCGAGAAGUACGGGGUCGCCAUCUACAACUACGAGGCCGUGCAGGACGUGGAGCUGUCCCUGCAGGUGGGGGACACUGUUCACAUCCUGGAGAUGUACGAAGGCUGGUACCGAGGAUACACACUCCGGAAUAAAUCCAAGAAGGGCAUUUUCCCAGAAACUUACAUCCAUUUAAAAGAGGCCAUCGUGAAAGACCGGGGGCAGCACGAGACAGUGAUUCCCAGCGAGCUGCCCCUUGGCCAGGAGCUGACGGCCACGCUGCGGGAGUGGGCAGUGAUCUGGCACAGGCUGUACGUGAACAACAAAACCACGCAGUUCAGGCAUGUCCAGCAGCUCACCUACAGCCUGAUAGAGUGGAGAUCCCAAAUCCUCUCCGGGACCCUGCCCAAGGAUGAACUGGCUGAGCUCAAGAAAAAAGUCACUGCCAAGAUUGACUAUGGCAACAGGAUCCUGGGUCUGGACCUGGUUGUCCGAGAUGACAAUGGGAACAUCCUGGACCCAGAUGAGACCAGCACAAUCUCUCUCUUCAAGGCCCAUGAAACUGCAUCCAAGAGGAUUGAUGAGAGGAUCCAGGAGGAGAAGUCCCUGCAGCAGAGUUUGGACCUCCGGGGACAGCCAAUAUUCAACUCCACACACACUUACAGCCUCUAUGUGAACUUCAAGAACUUUGUCUGCAACAUUGGGGAAGAUGCAGAGCUGCUGAUGAGCCUCUAUGAUCCUGACCUCUCCAAAUUCAUCAGUGAAAAUUACCUGGUUCGUUGGGGCAGCAACGGGAUGCCUAAAGAAAUUGAGAAGCUGAACAACCUCCAAGCAGUGUUUACUGACUUGAGCAGCUCUGACCUGAUCAGGCCCAGGAUCAGCCUGGUGUGCCAGAUCGUGCGGGUGGGGCACAUGGAGCUGAAGGAUGGCAAGAAGCACACCUGCGGGCUGCGCAGGCCCUUCGGCGUGGCAGUGAUGGACAUCACUGACAUCAUCCACGGGAAGGUGGACGACGAGGAGAAGCAGCAUUUUAUCCCCUUCCAGCAGAUUGCCAUGGAAACCUACAUCAGGCAGCGCCAGCUGAUCAUGUCCCCCCUGAUCACCUCGCACGUCAUCGGCGAGAACGAGCCCCUCACCUCUGUCUUCAACAAAGUCAUCGCUGCCAAGGAGGUCAACCACAAGGGCCAAGGUCUCUGGGUCUCCCUGAAGUUGCUCCCUGGGGAUCUGGCUCAGGUUCAGAAGGAUUUUUCCCACCUUGUAGACAGAUCCACUGCAGUGGCUCGAAAAAUGGGGUUCCCUGAGAUCAUCCUCCCUGGUGACGUCCGGAACGACAUCUACGUCACCCUGAUCCAGGGGGAGUUUGACAAAGGCAAGAAGAAAACCCCCAAGAACGUCGAGGUCACCAUGUCUGUGCACGACGAGGAUGGGAACCUGCAGGAGAAAGCCAUCCACCCUGGGGCUGGCUACGAGGGAGUCUCGGAGUACAAGUCUGUGGUUUAUUACCAGGUCAAGCAGCCCUGCUGGUACGAGACUGUCAAGGUGGCCAUUGCCAUAGAAGAAGUCAGUCGCUGCCACCUGAGGUUCACGUUCCGUCACCGCUCGUCCCAGGAGUCCAGGGAUAGAUCUGAGAGAGCUUUUGGUAUGGCCUUUGUGAAGCUGAUGAAUGCAGAUGGAACGACGCUGCAGGAUGGCAAACACAAUUUAAUUGUUUACAAGGGUGACAACAAGAAAAUGGAAGAUGCCAGGAGCUAUUUGACUCUUCCUUGCACCAAAACAGAGAUGGAGGAGAAGGAGGCUCCCUCAGGGAAAAACCUGCACUCUCUGGCCAACUUCACCCCCACGAAGGACAGCACAAAGGACAGCUUCCAGAUUGCCACUGUCAUCUGCUCUACCAAACUCACCCAGAAUGUUGACCUGCUGGGUUUGCUGAACUGGCGCUCCAACGCCCACAACAUCGCCCACAACCUCAGGAAGCUCAUGGAGGUGGAAGGAGGAGAAAUUGUGAAGUUUUUGCCAGACACCCUGGAUGCACUUUUCAACAUCAUGAUGGAAAUGUCAGAAAAUGAAACCUAUGAUUUCCUGGUGUUUGAUGCCCUGGUAUUUAUUAUUUCUUUGAUUGGAGACAUCAAGUUCCAGCAUUUCAACGCUGUGCUGGAGACUUACAUUUACAAACACUUCAGUGCAACCCUGGCCUAUGUGAAACUCACCAAAGUCCUGAACUGCUACGUGGGGAAUGCUGAGGACUCCAGCAAGACAGAGCUGCUCUUUGCAGCCCUGAAAGCCCUGAAAUACCUGUUCAGAUUCAUCGUGCAGUCCCGGGUGCUGUACCUGAGUGUGUAUGGGAAAAGUGAGGAUGGGAAUGAAUUCAACGAUGCAAUUCGCCAGCUGUUCCUCUCCUUCAAUGUGCUCAUGGACCGGCCCCUGGAGGAGGCUGUCAAGAUCAAGGGGGCAGCUUUAAAGUAUUUGCCAAGCAUCAUAAAUGAUGUCAAACUGGUAUUUGACCCGGUUGAGCUCAGUGUCCUCUUCAGCAAGUUCAUCCAGAGCAUCCCUGAGAACCAGCUGGUCCGGCAGAAGCUGAACUGCCUGACCAAGAUUGUGGAGAGUGACCUGUUCAAGCAGGCUGAGUGCAGAGAUGCCCUCCUGCCCCUGCUCAUCGAUCAGCUGAGUGGGCAGCUGGAUGACAACUCCAGCAAGCCCGACCACGAGGCCAGCUCCCAGCUCCUGAGCAGUGUCCUGGAGGUCCUGGACCGCAAAGAUGUGGGUGCCACUGCUCUGCACAUCCAGCAGAUGAUGGAGCGGCUGCUGCGCCGGAUCAACCGCACGGUGAUCGGGAUGAGCCGCCAGAGCCCGCACAUCGGUAUCUUCGUGGCCUGCAUGACAGCCAUCCUGAGGCAGAUGGAUGAUUUCCACUACAGCCAUUACAUCAGCACUUUCAAAACCAGGCAGGACAUCAUCGACUUCCUGAUGGAAACAUUCAUUAUGUUCAAGGAUCUGAUUGGGAAGAACGUGUAUGCAGCGGACUGGAUGGUCAUGAACAUGAUGCAGAGCAGGGUUUUCCUCCGGGCAGUGAACCAAUUCACCUCCGUCCUCAACCGCUUCUUCCUGGAUCAAACCCAUUUUGAGCUCCAGCUCUGGAAUAACUAUUUCCACUUGGCAGUGGCCUUCCUCACUCACGAGUCCCUCCAGCUGGAGACCUUCUCCCAGGCCAAACGCAACAAAAUCAUCAAGAAGUAUGGGGACAUGAGGAAAGAAAUUGGCUUCAAAAUCAGGGAUAUGUGGUACAACCUGGGUCCCCACAAAAUAAAAUUCAUCCCAGCGAUGGUGGGGCCAAUCCUGGAGGUGACCCUGGUCCCAGAGCCUGAGCUGAGGAAAGCAACAAUUCCCAUCUUUUUUGACAUGAUGCAGUGUGAGUUCAACUUCAGUGGGAACGGGAACUUCCACAUGUUUGAGAACGAGCUGAUCACCAGGCUGGACCAGGAGGUGGAGGGCGGCCGAGGGGACGAGCAGUACAAGGUCCUGCUGGAGAAACUGCUGCUGGAGCACUGCAGGAAGCACAAGUACCUGGCAGCCCCAGGAGAGGUGUUUGCCCUGCUGGUCAGCAGCCUCCUGGAGAACCUGCUGGACUACAGGACCAUCAUGCACGAUGAGAGCAAGGAGAACCGCAUGAGCUGCACCGUCAACGUGCUGAAUUUCUACAAGGAGAAGAAGCGAGAGGACAUUUACAUCAGGUAUCUGUACAAGCUCAGGGACCUGCACACGGACUGUGAGAACUUCACAGAGGCUGCCUACACCCUGCUCCUGCAUGCCGAGCUGCUCCAGUGGUCAGAGAAGCCCUGUGUCCCUCACCUGCUGCAGAGGGACUCCUACUGUGUGUACUCCCAGCAGGAGCUCAAGGAGAAGCUCUACCAGGAGAUCAUCUCCUUCUUCGACAGGGGCAAGAUGUGGGAAAAAGCCAUUCAGCUGAGCAAGGAGCUGGCUGACAUGUAUGAAAACAAGGUCUUUGACUACGAGGGACUUGGCAAUCUCCUGAAAAAAAGAGCUACUUUUUAUGAGAACAUCAUGAAGGCCAUGAGACCUCAGCCCGAGUACUUUGCUGUUGGAUACUAUGGACAGGGUUUCCCCUCUUUCCUGAGGAACAAGAUCUUCAUCUACCGUGGCAAAGAGUACGAGCGCAGGGAGGAUUUUAACCUGAAGCUGCUGACCCAGUUCCCCAGUGCUGAGAAGAUGACCAGCACAGCCCCUCCAUCAGAGGAGAUCAAGGCUUCCCCUAAACAGUAUGUGCAGUGCUUCAUUGUGAAGCCUGUGAUGAACCUGCCACCUAAUUACAAAGAUAAACCUGUUCCUGAACAGAUCUUAAACUACUACAGAGCCAACGAGGUGCAGCAAUUCACUCACUCCAGACCUGUCAGGAAAGGAGAGAAAGAUCCAGACAACGAGUUUGCUAACAUGUGGAUAGAAAGGACAACCUACACGACAGCUUAUUCAUUUCCAGGCAUCCUCAAGUGGUUUGAGGUCAAACAGGUGACAACGGAGGAGAUCAGCCCCCUGGAGAAUGCCAUAGAAACCAUGGAGCUGACCAACGAGAAGAUCACCAACGUUGUGCAGCAGCAGGGCUGGGACCGCAGCCUGCCCGUGCACCCCCUGUCCAUGCUGCUCAGCGGCAUCGUGGACCCCGCUGUCAUGGGGGGCUACACCAACUAUGAGAAGGCCUUCUUCACAGAGAAAUAUCUCCAAGAACAUCCUGAAGAUCAAGACAAAAUUGAGCUGCUCAAGCAACAAAUUGCUAUACAGAUGCCUCUCCUGGCAGAGGGGAUCCGGAUCCAUGGUGAGAAGCUGACGGAGCAGCUGAAGCCGCUGCAUGAGAGGCUCACAGCCUGCUUCAGGGAGCUCAGGAGGAAGGUGGAGAAGCAGUACGGGGUCAUAACUCUGCCCCCGGCACUGACCGACAGGAAGCCGAGCCGCUCGGGCUCAGUGGUGCUGCCUUACAUCAUGUCCUCCACCCUCAGGAGGCUCUCGGUCACCUCCGUGGCCUCCUCCGUGGCCUCCACCUCAUCCACCUCGUCCGACAGCGCUUCCUCCAGGCCGGGCUCCGACGGAUCUACCCUGGAGCCUCUCUUGGAGAGGAGAAUAUCCACAUCUUCCAGAACUGAGGAGCUGCCUGUGAAAGAUGAAGGUGACAACAGGAUUUGCAAACUCAAGAGGAAGGAGUGGAGUAUUAGCAAGUCUCAGGUUAUUGUGGAGAAGGAGCCAGAAACAGAACUGACUUCCAAAAUGCAGGGCACGGCAGGGAAGGCACAGAGGCCCAAGAGUCUGCAGUUAGGAGACAACAGGCUGAGCCUGCUGCAGGGCCCCUCGCUGCAGCAAUCCACCCGCAGCCCUCCCCCCAUCACCCCCAAAACCCCCCGGACCCAGAGCUCCCCCUCCUUGCAGGCUGAUGGAUUGGCCACACCACCCCCCCCUCCACCCAAAAGCAAGCCCUACGAGGGCAGCACCCCCAGGAACUCCGUGGAGGUUGCUCCACCGCUGCCCAGCAGACGUGAGGCCAAACCUCCCCCUCCACCCCCCAAAACCAGGAAAUCCAGCGUGGUGUCCUCGGAGCAGGGGCUGCCGUGAGGAUUUGGGGUCCCAGCAACGCCCAGCCUGCAGUGGCUGCUUCAUUCCCAGCCAGCCUGGGCAUCUCCCCUGCCAUUCCACCUCUUCCCCUGCAGUUUUCCUGGGAGCUACCGCAGGGGAAGCGUUGUUGGGACUGGGUUCCCUGCCCUGUGUUGGCCGUGCGGUGCUGACACACUGAUCCAAACGUCUCCCUGCUGGAAUUCUUCUCCCUCCUGGUCCUGUCUGUCCCGAGCUUGUCACUGCUGCAAUCCCAGCAGCUCCUUCCCAGUGUCCCUGGGGAUCCUGGCUGAUCUCACUGGUGGCAUCGCUGCAGGGCAGUGGCUCCCUGCCCGGGUCAGGGUCUCUGCCCAGCUUGUGCUUUGUUUGCCACAAGAUCUCAUUUUGUGCUUUUUAAUGGGGUGGGAAAAAUCCCUCCUGUGAAUGUUUGAGAUGACAGAAGCUGCACCUCUGCCAGGGCUGGACUGGUACCACCUGCACUGACACCAGGGCUGGACUGGCACCACCUGCACCUCUGCCAGGGCUGGACUGGCACCACCUGCACCUCUGCCAGGGCUGGACUGGCACCACCUGCACUGGUACCAGAACUUUACUGGCACCACCUGCACUGAUACCAGGGCUGGACUGGCACCACCUGCACCUCUGCCAGGGCUGGACUGGUACUACCUGCACUGGUACCAGAACUUUACUGGCACCACCUGCACUGCUACCAGGGCUGGACUGGCACCACCUGCACUGCUACCAGGGCUGGACUGGUCCCAGUUCCAUAAACAGCUUGUAGCCUGUUAAUUUAUCAAUAUUGAUGAAGAUCUUGGUUUUUCUUCCAGGAAAUAAUUUUGUUUGUUCAUUCUGUCAUUUUGCUUCUGAUUAUCUUGUAGAAGUUGGGAGGAGCCACUAACACCCCGCUGAGGGUGCUGCUCACUGCAGGAAAUACAAUUACUGUUGGGCUGGGGGUUCACAGGCCAUUACUGUGCUCCCCUGACUGAAAUGGGUUUCUGACCUUAUUGAAAAACCAAAGUUUGUUAAACCUAAUGAGAAGUUUCCUCAGCAAAGGCUUUUUCAGGGGAAACCAAACCCAACAAAAUCCGACCCAACAAAAGCCACCCUCAGGAGGGGUUUGCUCAGACUGAAGCUGUCAUUUUCUUUUGUCCUUCCCAGUUCUUUUGACAUUGGUGUGACUGCAGGAGCUGCUGUGCUGCCUGCCCAGCUCUGAAAGCAGAUUGCCCUUGUCCCAGAGUCAACCCAGAUUGCCAUCAGCUCCAGCUUGGAGCUGCUUUGGAGGUGGCACUGCAGUCACAUCCCAUCCAUCCCCAGCCCUAGUGCUGCACGCACUUCCAGCUGUCUCCUGGCUGCUGCUUCUCAGGGGAGAUCUUGGGAAUCUUCCUGGACACCCUGGCCAGCUUUCCCCCUCUCUGGGGCGUUGUGGGACGUGUCAGCUCCUCCUUGUGUUCUUGGACACAGACACUGCUUGACUUGAAAACCACUGGGUUUUCUUGCCGUUCAUUUUCUGUGCACUCUCCCUUCCUGCUGCACUCACACCACGCCGUAUCCUCUGAAAGUUCCCUUCAAAAGCAGCUUUUUGUCUGGGCUGAGGAUUCUGCUUCAGGCAGAACAGCAGGAUGUGGUCCGAGCUGUCUGAAGUGCAUCUUAGCAGCACCUGUUGUUAAUUCAGUGCCUUUCCCCACUCUGCCCUCAGUCCGGGGUGCUUUUCAGACAGGUUGGGUUUAACUCCUUGAGUGAAUCAGCAGGAGCAGAGGAGGCUGCGUAGGGAUCCCAGGAAUGCUUUCCCUGGUGUGGGCAAACAGACUGAGCUGUCAGGUUUGGGUGUUUUAAAUUUAAGUGACUUUGGAGUCCUCUUUUCCGGCCUUUUUGUUCUGCUUUAACAACUUUAACAUACGGAGGUACCUUUUGCACUCAGGUUUUUUCCUGGAGAGGGAAAACUCCAUGCAGAAAACACUCACAGGAGGAGGUCUGACCUUGGGAAGAGUUUUUCAGCUGAUCUUUAACCAGCUUUUUGCUCUUUUUCUCGGGGAGAUUUGGCUCUGGCUGCAUUUUUUGCAGUUACAGUCCUUGGCAUGUCAGUGGUGAAUUAUCCCUCCCUCCCUGCCCUUCCUUGAGCAGUGCAGCUGCCACCUUCAGCUCUGCCCUGCCUUGAAAUUGUUCCUCUCACCUUAAACCUCACCUGGGUUUGCUGCUCACAAGUUCAGGCUUCUCCUCUCCCUCCCUCUUGGGCGCUGGCCUGGGCACCCUCUGACCUGGGAGGAGAGGAGCAGCUGACAUUAAAGAGUUCAGAGCAAGUUUUCCCUUCCCAGGCCAUUUUGGGCAUUUUCACUGGCAGAUUUGCCAGAAAGGGCUCUAAAUUUGCUUCUUUUUUUUUUUUCCCUUCUCAGCAUUAUUGAUGUUCUGGAGUUUGUAAACUUGUGCCACUCCAGCUCCUUUUGGCAAUGUCCCCAGAGUGGUGUCCAGUUCUCUCACCUGGCUGAUAAAAGCUGGCAUCACUGGCUCAGAGGUGCAAGAUGGAAUUUCUGUUCUGUGCCCAAAUAGUUCAGGGCUUUGGGUCAGUUUUGGGGGAAAAAUCCUCUAAGUGUCAGAUUUUUAAAGGCAAUUGGGCAUUUAAGUGUGUGAGGAAGAGCAGGGCAUUCAACUGAUUUUAAAUGAGUGGAAUUAAGUGCCUGCUCUUAGGAGGAAUCCCACCAGAACUGUGAUUUUGUGAAGUGUUUGCUCUUUGCUUGGGAGCAAAGACUUGAGUUGUGAGAUUUAAUUUGCAGAGGCAAUUUAAGGUGUCUCUGCCUUGUUUUUCUAAAUGAGAAUCAUCUCUUCAGGUUAAUGAGGUGCUUUAGGAAACGCCUCUAAUGUGUUUUCAGCUGGAGGGUUUAAAAUGGGAAUAGGACAUCCCAUAAUGACAAUCUCUGCACACCACAAAUUACAGCAAUUUCUGUCCAAUUCAUGGCUUUGAAUAAAAUCUGGAAGUUAAAACAUCCACUCUGCAGAGGAGACAAAACCUAAUCCCAUUUCAGAGCCAAGCUGUUCAAAGCUGCUGUGAAAUUUCAAGUCUUUGAGGAUUUCAGUUUUUCUCCUUUGGAGAAAUGUGCUCAACACUUGUUUUCUGGAGCUUUUAAUUAAAAUUUGUCAUGCUGUGAUAAAUUCCUUUAAAAAUGUGACAGGCUCUAAUCCACAUCGGGGCAGAGGGGAGCAGGCAGCUUUGCCUUUCGGUGGAUUACUGGAUUAGGAAAGGACAGAGACUCCAGGGAGAGCAGCUCUGAGGUCUGCAGUGGCACAGAACUCCAGGAUGGAUGUGCAGGGCCUUUUUGGGCUCCUGCAUCCCAUAAACUCCCAGCUCCCAGCCCAGUGUUCGCUCCCGUCUCACACCGAGCUGCACUUGCAGUGACAAUGCCCCAGAUUUUCCUCUCCUUAUUUAUUUUUACCAUUGUAAAUGGAAAUAGUGACUUUAAAUCUGUAAUUUAACUAAUUUUUUAAUAUAGUGAAAACAUUCCUGACCUGCUUCUGCUUCCUUCUUUUGAUUAUUUUUUAUUUUAAUUAAAACUUGACCUUAUUUUUACUGUUGCAGACCAAAUCCUGUGGUGGACCAGUGUAAGCUUUUCCAAAGACUACAGCAGGGAGGAAAAAUAAACAAAUAAUGUGAUUUUAUGGCUGUUCAAAAGCACGAAUUUAACCUGAUUCUUCUCUCUGAACAUUAAUUAAAGCACUUUUAGGAUGGUUUGGGCACUACAGGGGUUACUCAAAGGAGAUUCACACCUUAACCCAUUUUCCAGGUCCAUGUGGUGCUGGUUUGUAUUUUUAGACAGAGGUGGAAGCGCCUCAGCAGCUCCAAAGUUCACCCCAGUUACAUUUGGUUAAUUUUUCUCACUGUGGUACUACAAAGGUUUAAUCACUCGAAACCCUGGGAUGUGUUUGUUGUGAGUUCAGGAGGAUUUGGGGGUUGUGGAAGGAGCUUUUGUGUGUUCUGGGAUGCUGGAUUGAGUGCAAACUCACUUUUGCAGACUGCAAAUACAAUGUUUGGGGUUUUUUUUCAGUCCUUUGCAACUGAAUCAGUAAAAAAUAGAGCUUUAAAGUGGCUCUGGAGAGAGCUUUGGGAGGGCCUGCAGCUCUCUGGGUAAAUGCCACAUGAUUCACUAAAUCUGUAAAGCAAGGUGUACACAUUUUUGUGGAUUUUUUUAAAUGUAAUGAUCGUUGUAAAAUUUGUAAAUACAUUUUUAAAAUAAAUGUAGUUUUUAUGACUGAACCAGAAAAAAGAGCAGUAAAAGUCUUUCUUCCAUGGACCACUGGUGGGGAGUUAAUUCAAGAGGAAUUGUAUUCUUCUAUCAAAGUUCCCUUGCUGUUUUACCCAGAGGGGAGUGAGAUGAGGCCAUGGUUUUGUCUGGACACAAGAAACAAAAGUUGUCACAUCCAA
Messenger RNA from Motacilla alba alba, 10284 nucleotides. It is a transcript of the gene DOCK5, whose product is annotated as dedicator of cytokinesis 5. NCBI's taxonomy places the organism in Eukaryota, Metazoa, Chordata, Aves, Passeriformes, Motacillidae. The transcript is spliced from 52 exons. The record is from RefSeq and is a predicted model, not a curated record. Gene Ontology annotation, molecular function: guanyl-nucleotide exchange factor activity; GTPase activator activity; small GTPase binding. Gene Ontology annotation, biological process: small GTPase-mediated signal transduction; cell migration. Gene Ontology annotation, cellular component: cytoplasm; plasma membrane. The coding region runs from base 261 to 5876 and encodes 1871 amino acids.